CUCCCGUUACGCACGCCUUUCAACAAGAUGCCUCCCGCGCGUACUCGCUCCACUGUCUCCGGUACAGCCGCCGUAGUAGCAGUAAUGACACGCAAGUACGGCGGCUUCGCGUAGGAGGAGCUUGUGGCGUGUUUCCGCUAGGCCAUGAGCGAAAGGUACACACGGUAAUCUAUGAACCCUUACUCGGAAUUACUGAAUAGUAGUGAUAGAUUAGUUUCCAGCAAUUGAACGGCGGCAGAUAAAGCAGAAGUGGUUACAUUACUGUGCGCAACGUGAGGCUGUUUGUUGGGAAGGAGUGGCAGCGUUAGACGGAGGACUGCGAUGGAAGCCGAGUUUCAGGAUAUCGAUGAAAACGGGAGUUGGAUGGAAAUCUAUCAGGAUAUUCGACAGCAGUCAUGUGAUCUGCCGUGCAAAGUUGCCAAACUACCUGAAAACAAGAUUCGGAACCGCUACAGAGAUGUCAGCCCUUUUGAUCACAGUAGAAUACAUCUGCAGCUUGGUGCUAAUGACUACAUCAAUGCAAGUUUAAUAACUGUGGAGGAGACACAGAGGAAGUACAUCCUCACUCAGGGACCCCUUCCAACAACAUGUGGCCAUUUCUGGGAGAUGGUUUGGGAACAAAGGUCACGAGGUGUGGUGAUGCUCAACAGAGUCAUUGAAAAGGGCUCGAUCAAAUGUGCCCAGUACUGGCCUCAGAAAGAGGAAAAAGAUGCUAUUUUUGAAGACACCAACUUUAAAGUCAACUUUGUUUCAGAGGAUGUUAAAUCGUACUACACUGUUCGUCAGCUGGAGCUGGAAAAUCUAUGUACAGGAGAGACUCGUGAGAUCCUACAUUUUCACUACACUACCUGGCCAGAUUUUGGAGUCCCAGAGUCUCCUGCAUCCUUCCUAAACUUCCUGUACAAAGUUCGGGAAUCUGGCUGUCUGAACUCGGACCAAGGUCCCGUGGUGGUCCACUGCAGCGCCGGCAUCGGCCGCUCCGGGACCUUCUGUUUAGUGGACACCUGCCUCCUAUUGAUGUCCAUGCGGCGGGAUCCUUCAUCUGUUCGUAUCCGUGAUGUUUUACUGGAGAUGCGACGUCACAGAAUGGGUCUGAUCCAAACGGCAGACCAGCUGCGCUUCUCUUACCUUGCUGUGAUCGAAGGCGCCAAGUACAUUGACGGAGACAAGACUCUACAGGAUUCAUGGAAAGAGAUUUCACGUGAAGAAGACGAGCCUCCAGAGUUCAGUCCUCCACCGCUGCCCCCGCCCAGGGACCCCAAACCAGAGCCACGAUUUUUCCCCAUAAACACGGUCCACUGCCUUGGGUCUUCAAAAGAGCCAGAGUUGCGACAGAGAAUUAUUCCUGAUGGCACUGAUCAUCCGGAUGGCCAUGCUGGAGUCCAAAACAACACCUUUGAAAAUUCAACCCCAUCCUACCACCUCCACCAUCACCAUCACCAGCAGCAGCAGCAGCAGCAGCAGCAGCAGCAGCAGGAGGAGGAGACGACGACAGAGGAAUGCCCAUGUCCCAAACCCGAGGACUUUCCAGAACAGGGAACAUGGUCACCUUUCUUAACCAACGUGUGCCUGUACACCGCUGUGGCCCUCAGCGCAUACGCCUGCUACCGAGCCUAUUUCCAUUGAGCUGUUCUCCUUCCUCCAUUUUGGUUUGGUUUUGUUCACCCCUCUCUGGUCCUGAUGGAGUGGACUUUGCUGGAUGUUCUCAUAGUUUUAAUAGAUUUAAGUUCAGGUUCAGGUUGGGGUUGGGAAUUGGACUAAAGGAGAUAUAUUAUGAAUUAUCUUGGAUUACAUGACUUGUUUUGGACCAGGGUUGUCAAUCUUUAAAGGAGCAUUAUGUAACUUUCCCACUUGAGGGUCCAACAACUAACUUGGCUAUUUGAAGAUUUUCUUACUUUGCCUAAAUGUUCCAAAGAAUGGCAUUAAACUUAGCCAGUGCCAUGGACACAAGUAACUCAGUAAGAAAGCAUGUUUUUCCAAUAUAUUUUCUUUAGCAAUAAAAACAAUUGAAUAAAUGUAAGAUAGUCAAGUUAAAUGCCAUACUGUGGAACAUUCCAGGCAAUGUAAUAUAAUCUCAAGCAGACAGAUCCUCCAGCACAAAAGUUACCUAGUGCCUCUUUAAGCAAUCAGUUGCCACUAUGGGCUUAGUCAGGACUUUUUAGCUGGAGUUUUUAGCCUGCUGGGCAUGUUUUUGCACAUGUGUUGUACAAUUAAAUCCAGCCAGUGGUUACAGUUAUUGGACUGAGCAACCAGAAAUUGAUUAAAGAAAUUUAACAGAAAAUGCUCCAGAUGAAACAAAGAAUUUAUGUCUAAUCAGAAAAAAGGAUCUCACCAACAAGGUUUAAUUGAACAUGUGUGAAUGAAAGACACAAAAUGUCAUGGUUGAAAGGUCUUGCAUAAUAUGUCUCCUUUAAAGGUGCACUGUGUAACUGUCGCUACCUGCUUGCCUCCAUAGAGAUGUUAUUUCAUGUCUACCCCUACAAAUGCCAUACUGUGGUAUAUUCAAUGGCAUUUAACACUUCCAUCUCUAUGAAGAUGAGUGAUGUCUGCUGAAUUCGUUAUUGGUCGAAUCUAUACGUGAUCGUGCUCUCUGUGAUGCAGGUUUUUCCAAGUUUUAUUUUUUUUUAGCAAUACAAAAAACACAAAAUGCAAGCUAAGUUUAAUGCCGCACUGUGGAACAUUCCAGGCAUCAAAAUAGAGAAAAGCAGGUGGCAGACACUACUAAAAAGUGGCAUAUCGCACCUGUAGUUUUAGGGUUGGUAUGAAAUAGAAACUGCCAAUCCUCAAUAUUUUUUUUUCCUCAUGAAUAUGUUAAAUAAGUUUAUGCUCAGGGCUUUAGUUUUUCAGGUGUCACAAGAAACUGAAUGGAAAUACAAUAAUGUACAGUAGUGAUAAAGAAAAGAUGCCCAAACUAUUUAAAGUGUGUCUGUUUAAAAUGACCAAAUAUUGUGUGCUCCUUAUACUGGUUUAUUUAGGAUUUCACAAUGUAAAAAUGUAAAAUGAUUGUGUAAAGAAACAGCAAUUUCAUACAAACAUCAUUAUUAAUCAUUGGAAAAAAAAUAUAAUAACUUCUCUUCAUUCAUACUAAUUCAUUACCAUAUUUCAUUCAAAGUUUCUUAUAAACCAAUGUGUGUCCCAUAACAUCCCAUAUUGGUGGACUUACAGAAUUUAAAUCUGAUAUUUAUGAUUCAUAUUACUAAAAGUGUGGUCCUAUUUGUGCAAAAUUGACUCCUGUGAGCUUUAAGCCAUGUUAAAAUGUUGUAACCUCACUGAAAAAGUAUGUGAAGUUGUAUUUUGUUUUAUUUACACAUGUAUGAGUAAUCCUUUAUUAUUAGUCUGUCUACAUCUCCAAAGCUCAAAAUGAUCUGUUCUACCUUGUCAUGUCAUAAAGUGGUAGUUUUCAAGUUAACAGGUACCAUUUGUUUAGUAAAGCUUGGUAAUUCCAGGUCUGAUUCUAGUGAAGGUGUAUAGUUUAAAAACAGGAGCAUUUUCUGUAUUACCACAUGACAUCAGGUGGAACAGAGUGUUUAAAUAUGCAGGAUUUGUGUGUUAAACAGAAAACUCAACUCCAGAUAUGUUUUUGAUGAGGAAACAACAUAAUUGAUCAGAAAUUGCGUAAUAUGGGCCCUUUAAAUGUAAAAUAGUUCAUCCCAACAUCCCUACAUUUCAUCUCAUCUGAAUAUGUAUUUAAUUUUUAUUUCUAAACAGUCUAUUCCAAAAGAGGGCUCAUUCAUUAGUGGCUGGUCACGGGUUGUUGUGUACUAAAGGGUUAAAGUUAUUUCUAGCCAACUUUUUAAAUGCAAGAGACUGUGCUAUGAAUGUGUGGGCUGCGGCUACAAUGUCCUGUACUGUACAUGUAUGUGAUUUUCUACUUUUUUUUUCGCCAGCAAUACAAAUAUUCAAUAGCAUGACCCUUUAUCAGACUGGAGGGAUCUGAACAGGGAACCAGGGAUAGUGUAGAGCUGAAUGAACUUGGGGUGGGGAAAAAAAGUUGAAUUGCAAGUUUUCUGGCAUCUAUUUUGAUAGAGGGUAGAUUUGCAGUAUAUUUUAAAAUCGAAGAUUUGUUUAACUUCAAAACAAGCCCAAAACAUUAACAUUUGAGAAAAAACAUGUUUUAGAGAGGUCAUGUUUAUAGGUUAACUAUUGAAUUAACUGGUUUUAUUCAUGGAUUUCAGACUGACGAAAAAAUUUUAUAGUUGCCAUAGCAAUUAACAAUUAAAAUAUGAUAUAAUCUGAAUGGUUAAAAGUCUUCAAAAUUUCACCUAUAAUAGAAAGUUGAAGUCCAUGAUGUAUAAAACCAAACUGAGACAAGAUAUUUUGUUUUCUGCAUUGUUCUCACAAAAUAAUUUCAGUCUUUAUUUGCCAAUUGUGACCAAUUGCAAUUUUGAAUUGAUUUUCAUUUAUCAUUCAGCUCUAAUUGUGAACAAACCAAAAAUCCAACACCAGCACUGCAACUUGUACAAUAUGUUGUUUCUAAUUGUGUGUAAAAUUCAUUUUUUUCCAGAGCUGGCAAAGGCAUUAAGUUUUGUAUAAUUUAGAUUUUUAAUUUUUAGCAUGCUGCAUCUGUCACUCAGCGGGUUUGUCCAAAGAAGAGAUUUUUUUUUGAGCUGCUAAGUUUCAGUUUAUGACUCUAAACAUUGUGGAGUCUGACAGCUGUACUUCUCAUUCGAAUGUAUUUGUCCCAUCUGAGGAUAUGCCCAUAUUAAAUAUAUAUUUUGUGUAAUCAA
This is a messenger RNA of Boleophthalmus pectinirostris (great blue-spotted mudskipper), 4727 nucleotides long. RefSeq names its product protein tyrosine phosphatase non-receptor type 1. Bases 322 to 1626 code for a protein of 434 amino acids. Lineage: Eukaryota; Metazoa; Chordata; Actinopteri; Gobiiformes; Gobiidae. Gene Ontology annotation, biological process: protein dephosphorylation. The transcript is spliced from 10 exons. Gene Ontology annotation, molecular function: protein tyrosine phosphatase activity. The record is from RefSeq and is a predicted model, not a curated record.